AGGCCGGCAGCCAGAGCCUGGAGGACCAACGCAGAUUCAAGGUGCAGCGCUGCUCUGAAUCCGUGUGAACCAGCGCCAACGACAAGAUGGGCCUGCAGCUGAAAAUGUUUGGAGGAUCGCAAUUAGGCCUCUUGAGACCGUUUUACGUACGGCCAGCAUCAAUCACACUUCCGAUCUCGCGGUGCUUCUCUACGACAUCCCCUGCCUUCGAUUGGCUGACGCCUAAGUUCGCGGAGAGGUCAAAGUCGCCAAAGGGCCGGCCAAGUCUUGCCACAGGGGGCUCUUCCCGGGGUACGACUGUUGUCUGGGGUGAUUAUGGCUUACGCAUGAAAGACCACGACCGCCGCGUAUCGGCUGCGCAGCUCAAAGUCGCGGAGGAAACGAUUCGCAAACGGCUACGAGGCAUGAAAUAUGCUCUUUACAAGCGGGUGAGCGCCAACAUCGGCGUUUACACCAAGGGCAAUGAACAGCGUAUGGGUAAAGGCAAGGGAAAAUUCGACUACUGGGCGGCCCGGAUCUCUGUGAGCAGAGUCGUCUUCGAGAUUAAGGGUAAAAUUCACGAAAAGAUUGCUCGGGAAGCAUUUCGACUGGCUGGCCACAAGCUCCCUGGAAUGUGGGAGUUCGUGAAUAAAGACGAUCCCCCGGUGGUUGGACUGACGAAACUUGGCGACGGGGUGACAUUGGAGAGCCUCAAACGACCACGCCGAAGCCCGCCUCUACCGACCGCGGCUUCCAAGACGACAGCCUCCAGCGUGCCCCCUUCGCAAUAGUGCUCUCGACCGCCUUCAUGCUCAACUUUUCUCCAUCAUCAUCUUCUUCUGAGUAGGCGUCUAUGCCCCGACGUCUGACCCGGGACCGUACCCCUGUUGUCUCCUCGCCCUCGCCGCGGCAGCGUCAUCGUCGGCAGUUCGAUCU
Messenger RNA from Penicilliopsis zonata CBS 506.65, 915 nucleotides. RefSeq lists its product as hypothetical. Gene Ontology annotation, biological process: mitochondrial translation. Gene Ontology annotation, molecular function: rRNA binding; structural constituent of ribosome. Bases 87 to 770 code for a protein of 227 amino acids. Gene Ontology annotation, cellular component: ribosome; mitochondrial large ribosomal subunit. Lineage: Eukaryota; Fungi; Ascomycota; Eurotiomycetes; Eurotiales; Aspergillaceae. The record is from RefSeq and is a predicted model, not a curated record. The transcript has 3 exons.